UUUUGCGUGAAAUGGGUUUUCAUCGGCUCUUCAAAGGCCUGUAUUUAAGACAAUACUUAAGACACAAACCAUUAUUAGUGCGCGAAUUGAGUGCAAACCGACGCCUAUAUCACGCAAAGCCGUCCGCAAAGCCAUCCAUCGCUUCAUGCCUGCUAUUGGUGAUACCGGGCGCCACCUUUUGUCUCGGCUGUUGGCAGGUAUACAGAAGGCAAUGGAAACUACAGCUCAUCGACCGCUUGGAACAGCUCGUCAGACAACCGGCCAUUGAUUUACCGCAACAUUUGGCUGAAGUGAAUGGUUUGGAGUACCAGAAAGUGAGACUCAGAGGACGGUUCGAUCACACGAUGGAAAUGUUUAUAAGUCCGCGAUCUUUGCUGAAACCAGAAGAGGACAGAAGU
Molecule: messenger RNA, 398 nt
Organism: Medioppia subpectinata
Lineage: Eukaryota; Metazoa; Arthropoda; Arachnida; Sarcoptiformes; Oppiidae
Source: the annotation of a GenBank genome assembly